This is a messenger RNA of Hymenoscyphus albidus, 2548 nucleotides long. The record is from the annotation of a GenBank genome assembly. NCBI's taxonomy places the organism in Eukaryota, Fungi, Ascomycota, Leotiomycetes, Helotiales, Helotiaceae.
UGCCCAGUCGGCAACGGUAAGAGCUACAGGUAAAUUACAGCUACAGUACAGCUACAGUACAGCUAUCAGCCCUUUCCCCUUCCUUCCUCCCAGCUCAUCCAAGGUAAUCAAUCUCCCUCGUCUUGCUCGUCCCCUCGUCUCUCGUCCCCUCGUCCCCUCGUCCCCUCGUCCCCUCGUCCCCUCGUCCUUUCCUCAGGCUCUAUUCUAGCUCUAGCACAGGCACUGGUUCUGGCUCUGGCUCUGGCUCUGGCUCUGGCUCUGGUUUCAGCAGAAUAAGUUUUUGUUGAUCGUUGCUUCCCCGUAAAUCUUACUUCGAGAAAACAUCCUUUUAUGGCACUUUCCGUACGGCCCCUGGUACCGACUUUGAGCCUCUCCUUGCCUCUCCUUUCCUCUCGCCGAGUUCUAUAAGACGAGCUCGCUUUUCCUGUGUUUCUCGUCUAGACACCUUCUUUUCUGCAAUUCCCCUCAUCCACCCCUGCUUCAUCUUCGACCGGUUGCCUCAUUCGACAUCGACAGCCCCCUUCACCAUGGAGUCGAUCAUGCUACCUUCGCCCGUGGACGUCCUUCACCACACCUCGCCAGUGCAGGAAAAAGAAGCCCUCUCCUCCAAGAACCAGACACGUCUCUCCUCCUCCAUCUCGUCGGCCUGCGAAAACUCGUGCAAUUGGGGGAGAAGAAACCGUCAUGGCUCGUGGCUGCACUCACUGGGUUGUCUAGGCGUGAUGUGUCUGGCACCACUGCUGGUCAUCUUCUACUUCAUCACCCUCAACCACUUCCACGGAUCCAUCUCACUCUCCUCCAAACUGCUCCUCGAGAUCGGUCCGCUCUCCUUCUUCCACGUCUACUUCCCACAGGUCUCAUCCAAAGCGACGUUCGGUUAUACCGUCUGGUAUCUCUUCCAGGUCGCCCUCUACUUGGGCCUUCCUGGUCAAAUCAGCACAGGCCAACUCACUCCCGCCGGCAACCUUUUGAAGUAUAAAACGAAUGGUCUGUCCGCUUGGAUCGUCACCCAUGUUCUGUUCUUGGGGCUAAGCUGGAUUGGCAUCUUGGACCCGGCCAUUUUGGCGAAGAAUUGGGAGGGCCUGGUGGUCGCCGCCAACGUGUGGGGUUUUAUCUUGACAGGGAUUGCGUUCUUGAAGGCUUGUUACUUUCCAACCCAUGAACGAGACCGAAAGUUCAGUGGUGAGUGAUGAAUCCCAACAGUUUUCCCCUUUUUGGCGGUGGUAAAAGGGGUUGGAAAAGAAAACGCGAGUUUUGCGGCUAAUUCGUGCAAAUAGGUUCCAGGAUCUAUGACAUGUACAUGGGGAUUGAGCUCAACCCUAGAAUUGGGGAUAAGUUCGAUUUCAAACUUUUCACCAAUGGCCGGCCUGGAAUAGUUGCUUGGACUCUGAUGUAAGUUUCUCAACACUUCCUAAUUUCUUAUUCAGUUUGACGUUUCCCUGCAACCAAUUCUCCUCUCAUUUCGGGCCAUAUCUUCGUAUCAGCGAAUUCCACGGAAUUCGGAUCAUAAUUCUACGGAUCCCAAAUUAGAUGAGGUCCCGUUUUUACUUGGCUUCAAUCCUUAUCGCCGUCGUUUUGGUAGCGAUAUAUCAAAAAUGAUACAUCACGUGUUCUGGCCUUUUUGAUGCCUAAUUCUCACAAGAAUGUUGCAAUCGAAACAUCCGUUUUGACAACACGAUUUCACGUCUGAGAGAGUUCUCUUUGCAGGGGUUCAGGACCUCAAAGAGCCCUCGAAAAAUGAAGAUUUACAACAAACCUCUAAAACACCACUAACGCUCAUCUAGUGAUUUCUCCUUCAUCGCCUACCAAUAUCAACUCCACGGCUACAUCACCAACUCAAUCUUGAUCUCCACCCUCCUUCACACUUUCUACGUUGUCGACUUUUUCAUCAAUGAGGAUUGGUACCUCCGAACAAUUGAUAUUUGCCACGAUCAUUUCGGCUUCUACCUCGCCUGGGGUUCCUCCAUCUGGCUCCCAUUCAUGUACACCCUCCAAACUCAAUACCUCGCCCAAAACCCUUACUCUCUUUCCACUCCUCUUGCAACUCUCAUCACGCUCCUCGGUCUUUCCGGUUACGUCCUAUUCCGUUGCGUCAAUCACCAAAAAGAUCUCGCGAGACGCACUCGUGGUGAUUGUAAGAUCUGGGGUAAGCCAGCGAAGAUCUUGACAGUGAGAUAUAAGACCAAGGAUGGGGAGGAGCAUCAGAGCUUGCUGCUAGUGAGUGGAUUUUGGGGGUGGGCCAGACAUGUGAAUUAUGCUGGAGAUUUGGUGUUGAGUGCUAUGAUGUGUGCUGCUGCGGGUGGUGGAGGUGAUUUGUUACCUUGGACUUAUUUGAUUUUUAUGGGGGUAUUACUGGUACACAGAUGCUGGAGGGAUGAGGAGAGGUGUAGGGAGAAGUACGGACCUGGAUGGAUUGACUAUUGCAAGACGGUUAGAUGGGUUAUAUUUCCCGGGAUAUAUUAGGCGCUUUCAUUAGAAGAGGAGAAAGAAACAGGGGCUGGACUGGUCUGGAUUGAAUAUGGGGGUUUAUGGAUAGCGUGUGGUAUGG